AAUGUGUUACAAAGAAAACUAUGAUGGCUACACAUUCCCUGAUGCAAGAGUUGGAGAGACUGUAGAUUCAGAAGAUUUAUGUGAUAAAAAUACAGUGCAUUAUCUCCUUCCUCGCGCUACACGAACUUGUGAUGGCGAUGGAUUUAGUGCAGCCAAAUGGAACACUCCCGUAAUGGCGGACUGCGAAAAUGAUGUUACAACAGAACAACAGUUAGAACGUCUAAAUAUGAUAAAUAUCACCAUAGAUAAUGUUGAAGACGUAAGCAACAGUGUACAAGAGAUUACAAGUAAUACUGAAGAAAUUACUGUGGAAGCUUUAGAAUAUACUGCUGAUAUAUUGACCGAUAUUCUCCAAACAAAUUCAAAUUCUUCUGAG
Molecule: messenger RNA, 376 nt
Organism: Anneissia japonica
Lineage: Eukaryota; Metazoa; Echinodermata; Crinoidea; Comatulida; Comatulidae
Exons: 3
Source: RefSeq, a predicted model, not a curated record